AUGUCAUGGAGAAAGCAAAAGCAACGCGCCAAGCGCGCACGCUCUUCCUCUCCUGAUACCCCUACCCAUCUCGUAGCCAUCCACACUGGCUCUUCGACCUUCGAUGUUCCUGUCGACGGAGCAAUAGAACGUGUCUCAGCCGAUACUCGCCGGACUUUUUCCGAAGCAGUCGCCAUUGCACCUCCUUCGCCUCUCAAACGACUUCGAAAGGCUAUCGCUGCUCCUUCCAUUUCCUCAAACCUAGACAUUAGCCUUGACGCCUACUGCAUGGGCUCUGGCGAGAACGACUGGACAGAAGAACCUACAGAAGAGGUUACAAGCAGGAAGUGCCUCGAAUUUUGCGACCUGCGGACCCCACUCUACGCCAAUGGAUGA
Molecule: messenger RNA, 375 nt
Organism: Mycena indigotica
Lineage: Eukaryota; Fungi; Basidiomycota; Agaricomycetes; Agaricales; Mycenaceae
Exons: 2
Coding region: 1-375 (124 amino acids)
Source: RefSeq, a predicted model, not a curated record